Cervus elaphus (red deer) is the source of this 10671-nucleotide messenger RNA. RefSeq names its product semaphorin 5A (gene SEMA5A). Bases 682 to 3903 code for a protein of 1073 amino acids. The transcript is spliced from 23 exons. Gene Ontology annotation, biological process: negative regulation of axon extension involved in axon guidance; neural crest cell migration; axon guidance. Lineage: Eukaryota; Metazoa; Chordata; Mammalia; Artiodactyla; Cervidae. The record is from RefSeq and is a predicted model, not a curated record. Gene Ontology annotation, molecular function: chemorepellent activity; semaphorin receptor binding.
CCGGGAAGGCAGCGCCAGCGGCUGCUGCUCUCCCUGCGGUGGCUCCCGCGCGCUGUGCUUCCCGCCGCGGGUGGGCUCCGCAGCCCCCUGCCGUCCGCGGCCCCGGGCCCAGCGGCGACCCGCCACCACCCUCCACCUCCUUUCGGCGUGGGGGCGCCCCGGCUCUUGUGGCUCAUCCCAGGGGCUCCCCUUUACCUCCUCCAACCGGCGGUUUCCCUGCGGAGCUGGCUGGAGCACCCAACUUUGCCUCCUCUCCCGUCGCUCCCUCUGGGCGCGAACCUGCUCACCUCAGGUCCGGCCGUGCGCCCGGGGACCGUGCGCCUGGGGCUCGAGCCGGCGCACCCCCGCUCCAGCCCGGAGAGCAGCGAGUUGCGGGUAACUCUAGGGAAGUGGCGGGGGGCGGCGGCGGUUGCUGCCUGGACAUCCUUCGCGGGCGCUGAAGAAGACCCUCGCAGCCGCUCUUGACCCCUCGGGCGCCGGAUGACUGGCACGGUGAACGCGCCUUGCACCUGCAUUGGUGUGUGAGAGUUGGGCUGAACCACCCGAGUGGCUGUGGAUCCUUCGUGUGAUACAUGGUCGAGGACACACUCCACCCCUUUCCUCCUUGGCACUUUCCACACAUGACGGGACCACGAGCUUCUGGUUAGACAAGUGCCCAGUGUUGACGGUCUCCUGCCCACCAUGAAGGGACCCUGCGUCAUCGCGUGGCUGUUCUCGAGCCUGGGGUGGUGGAGACUCGCCCAGCCAGAGACAGACGCAUCUCUGUGCCAGAGAGCAGAGCACCCAGUCAUUUCCUAUAAAGAAAUUGGCCCCUGGUUGCGGGAGUUCAGAGCGAAGAAUGCUGUGGAUUUCUCGCAGUUAACAUUUGAUCCAGGACAGAAAGAACUUGUUGUAGGAGCAAGAAACUACCUCUUCAGGUUACAGCUGGAGGAUUUGUCUCUGAUCCAGGCUGUGGAGUGGGAGUGUGACGAAGCAACCAAGAAGGCCUGUUACAGCAAAGGCAAGUCCCAGGAGGAAUGUCAGAACUACAUUCGGGUACUGUUGGUGGGUGGGAACCGGCUGUUCACGUGUGGGACCAACGCUUUCACGCCUGUCUGCACCAACCGCUCGUUGAGUAACCUGACGGAGAUCCAUGAUCAGAUCAGCGGCAUGGCUCGCUGCCCCUACAGCCCCCAGCACAACUCCACAGCCCUGCUCACGGCCGGCGGGGAGCUCUAUGCUGCCACGGCCAUGGAUUUCCCGGGGCGCGACCCCGCCAUCUACCGAAGCCUGGGCAUCUUGCCCCCGCUCCGCACUGCGCAAUACAACUCCAAGUGGCUCAACGAACCAAACUUCGUGUCCUCUUACGACAUCGGAAAUUUCACCUACUUCUUCUUCCGAGAAAAUGCCGUGGAGCACGACUGUGGGAAGACCGUGUUCUCCCGAGCUGCCCGGGUGUGUAAGAACGACAUCGGGGGCCGCUUCCUGCUGGAGGACACGUGGACCACGUUCAUGAAGGCCCGCCUCAACUGCUCCCGCCCGGGCGAGGUCCCUUUCUACUACCACGAGCUCCAGGGCACCUUCUUCCUGCCCGAGCUGGACCUGAUCUACGGCAUCUUCACCACCAACGUGAACAGCAUCGCUGCCUCGGCUGUGUGCGUCUUCAACCUCAGCGCCAUCUCCCAGGCCUUUAAUGGGCCCUUCAAGUACCAGGAGAACUCUCGGUCCGCCUGGCUGCCAUAUCCCAACCCCAACCCCAACUUCCAGUGCGGCACCGUGGACCAGGGCCUGUACGUGAACCUCACGGAGAGGAACCUGCAGGACGCGCAGAAGUUCAUCCUGAUGCAUGAGGUGGUGCAGCCGGUGAGCCCCGUGCCCGCCUUCAUGGAGGACAACAGCCGCUUCUCCCACGUGGCCGUGGACGUGGUGCAGGCCCGGGACGCCCUCGUCCACAUCAUCUACCUGGCCACAGAUUACGGCACCAUUAAGAAGGUGCGGGCGCCCCUGACCCAGACCUCGGGUGGAUGUGUGCUGGAAGAGAUGGAACUCUUCGCCGAGAGGCGGCCCGAGCCCGUCAGGAGCCUGCGGAUCCUCCACAGCCAGAGCGUCCUGUUUGUGGGCCUGCGGGAGCACGUGGCCAAGAUCCCGCUGAAGAGGUGCCAGUUCUACCGCUCACGCAGUGCCUGCAUUGGGGCCCAGGACCCGUACUGUGGCUGGGACGUGGUGAUGAAGAAAUGCACGACCCUGGAGGAGAGCCUGAGCAUGAGGCAGUGGGAGCAGAGCAUCGCCACCUGUCCUACGAGGAAUCUCACCGUGGACGGGCACUUCGGCGCGUGGUCUCCGUGGACGCCCUGCACGCACACGGACGGCAGCGCCGUGGGAUCCUGCCUCUGUCGCACCCGCUCCUGCGACAGCCCGGCCCCCCAGUGUGGCGGCUGGCAGUGCCAGGGCCCCCGCAUGGAGAUCGCCAACUGCUCCAGGAACGGAGGCUGGACGCCCUGGACCUCGUGGUCCCCCUGCAGCACCACGUGUGGCAUCGGCUUCCAGGUGCGACAGCGGUCCUGCAGCAACCCCACCCCGCGGCACGGGGGCCGGGUGUGCGUGGGGCAGAACCGCGAGGAGAGAUACUGCAACGAGCACCUGCUGUGCCCGCCACACGUGUUCUGGACGGGAUGGGGACCCUGGGAACGAUGCACGGCCCAGUGUGGGGGUGGCAUUCAAGCUCGCCGCAGAACCUGCGAGAAUGGCCCUGACUGUGCAGGCUGUAACGUGGAGUACCAGCCUUGUAACACCAACCCGUGCCCUGAGCUGAAAAAGACCACGCCCUGGACUCCCUGGACACCCGUCAACAUCUCUGACAAUGGGGGUCACUACGAGCAGCGAUUUCGGUACACGUGCAAAGCCCGUCUGCCUGAUCCAAACUUGCUGGAGGUGGGAAGACAGAGAAUUGAGAUGCGGUACUGCUCUAGUGAUGGGACCAGUGGCUGCUCCACCGACGGCCUGUCCGGCGAUUUCCUGCGGGCGGGGAGAUACUCUGCCCACACCGUCAAUGGGGCGUGGUCGGCCUGGACGUCCUGGUCACAGUGCAGCCGAGACUGCAGCCGGGGCAUCCGGAACCGGAAGCGGGUCUGCAACAACCCGGAGCCCAAGUUCGGGGGCAUGCCUUGCCUGGGCCCGUCCCUGGAAUACCAGGAAUGCAACAUCUUGCCCUGCCCAGUGGACGGCAUGUGGUCUUGCUGGUCCUCCUGGUCCACGUGCUCGGCGACGUGUGGAGGCGGACACUACAUGAGGACCCGCUCCUGCACAAACCCAGCCCCCGCCUACGGAGGUGACAUCUGCCUGGGACUGCACACGGAGGAGGCGCUCUGCAACACGCAGCCCUGCCCGGAGAGCUGGUCGGAGUGGUCAGACUGGUCUGAGUGUGACGUGGCUGGAGUCCAGGUCCGUGUCCGCCAGUGCAUCCUUCUGUUCCCCGUGGGCAGCCAGUGUUCGGGAAACACCACGGAGAGCCGGCCCUGCGUUUUUGAUUCCAACUUCAUUCCAGAAGUGUCUGUGGCCAGAUCCAGCAGCAUAGAAGAGAAAAGGUGUGGGGAGUUCAGCCUGCUCCACAUGAUUGCCGCGGGGCUCAGCAGCGCCAUCCUGGGCUGCCUUCUCACGCUGCUCGUCCACACCUACUGCCAGCGGUACCAGCAGCAAUCCCACGACGCCACCGUUAUCCACCCCGUCGCGCCCGCCCCGCUCAACACCAGCAUAACCAACCACAUCAACAAACUGGACAAGUACGACUCGGUGGAGGCCAUCAAGGCAUUUAACAAAAACAACUUGAUCCUAGAGGAAAGAAACAAAUACUUCAACCCACAUCUCACUGGGAAGACCUAUUCUAACGCCUACUUUACAGAUCUCAAUAACUAUGAUGAGUACUAAGAGCUCUUCUAUUUUUGGCUUCUUGUAAUUCCCCCAGUUCCUUAAGGCCUGUGCUCCAUGACUGCCCAUGUCUCCAAGCCUUCAGAGAUGGAGUGUGGAUACAUCUCAAGUGCAUUUCAAGCCACUAGUGUCCCAUUGUUGCCGAAGAGAAACGUUUUCAAAAGCAACAAAAAUCUAAACACGACCGUGAAAAUCUGGUCUACAAUUCUUGAUGAUCGUGUUUAAUGAGCCUUGGUGUGCAGCUUUUUUUUUUUUUUUUUUUUUAUGUUCAGUCCAUUUUUCGAAAAAGUUGGUUGCUUUUUUGGAGCUUUUUUCAUAACUGUACCACCCACAUUGGAAGGAGUCUUUAGAAAUAUGAACAUCUUCUUGACCCUGAGCAUAAAUCUUAAUGGUGAUUUAAUUCAGGAAAGCAGGCACCCCACCUCCACAUGCUUUAGAGUGCUGAUAAAAUGGAGACUAUGAAUGUGGCCAUACAAGGACUCACCAUUGUGGUGAUCGCCAUCUUCUCAUUCUGGAUGGUUCUGUGUGUGUUUGGACUUGGAACGCUUCUCGCCUGAGGACGCCCGGGGAUUCAGCCUGGCUUGCAUCUGCGGAGGUGCGGGUGUGCGAUGGGAGGUCUCCACUCUCAGCCUUGCUGCGCUUGCUGUGUUGUUCCCGGGGGAGCUGAGUGUAAAGAACAGAGGGACAGACGGGAUGAAGGGUGAAUGUGCCCUGCAGCUCGCCGUGAAGCUCGCCUUAUUCUGACUUGUGGUUUUCAUGGCAGUUCAGGGAGCUCUUUGCCACGCGGGGUCAAGAGAGCCCGCCUGUCUGGGCCGUAGUAACAUUCUGAAGAACCACUCUGUAAAAUAACCACUUGUUUAGCAUUUGUAUAAUAGAUUCUGCACCUGCCCUCUCUCUGCAAAGAAAAAUUUCAAACAUUCAUGAUGCCAGUGAAGAAAGUAUUGAAAGAACUGAAAUAUAAUUGAAAACAACUUUUUAAAAAAAAUUUUCCAUGCUACAGAAGGUAUUGGAUGAACUGAUGUUUAAUGAAAAGCAACUUUCUAUUUUCCAUCUCCCUGAUAGAACUAACGUGAGGCCAUCAGCCCCUACUAAGAGCAUUAAUGAUGUGUAAAGCUGGCUUUCUGCAGCUUGCUACUGUGCAUAUUGAAGUGCUCCCCAAGUUCCAAGCUGUCAUUUGCUGCCUUCAGGUCAGGUCAGGAGGUGAUGUUUAGCUUGGGUGCCUUUUGUUUUUUAUCUCAGUGCUGCCUUCCCACCCACCUAGUCCCAUUUCUCCCUGCAUAGGGGCAACAACAUUUCAAAAGAAGUACCCUGAGAAAUCAGGGUAUCAGGAUGUUAAAGCCUUCAGUGAUCCCUGUGGUUCUGAGCUUCAAUCAUUCACAAGCAUUUCUGAGUUAUGAUAUUGUUCAGUGUGGUCCCCAGAAGGAAAAAAAAAAAACCAGGAUAAAUUACUCACAAAAAACUGAUACAUAAUAUAUGGCAGUUGGUUGAAUAAUUUUUGAAAGUAACAAGAAGAUUGAAACUAUUCAUUGGAUGCCUCUGGGUAUCAUGAUAAAGGCCUGGGUGGACAUUAAAACAUGUUCUUAUGAUAAAUGAACCUUCAGAUCUGUGAAAAUCUACGAUAUGGGCAUCAAGGGACAUAUGUAUGUUUUAGCAUACAUGUUUUCACUCUGUCCUAUCUGAAGAAAUUGGAAAUUUUUAUGCUUAGUAAUGAAUGUUGUUGAGUUCAAAACAUUCUCAUGUACCCAAAUUUUCUGAAAUGGCUCUACUAAAAUAAAAUCUAAAUUGCAGUUGGGCUCUGGGAGGUCUGAUAGAUUUCAAAUGAAUGAUGUUCGGGGUCUUUCCAGUGGGGAGUUCUUGCUGUAUCUCCUGUAUUCCCUUGAAUGCUGUGUGAGAUUGCUCUGUCUAAAGUCCACACUUGGGAAGGGAAGUUUACCCAGAUAGUUUUCUAAUUGUCCUUGGGUUGUGUUUUCCUUGAUUGCUUCACCCUGUCUCAUCACUGUCCUGUAAGACAGAUGUCCACAUUGCGUAGCACAUUUAGCAGUUUUAUGAAUUCCAGCCCCCACAAUGUUUUCUAAGCUUUUAAAAGGUCAUUCUCUUUCCCGCAGAACAGACGAUACUGACAUUUCAAAAAAAGCAUCACUGGACUUGAUGGGAAAUGUGUUCUAAAUGACAUCAAAGUUGGUCAUCAAUCAUUCUUACCCACUGACUAGGGAGAGCACCCUCCCCCACAACAGACUUUUCAUGUUGUUGAUUCCAUACACCUUUGUGAUUAUCACCGCAAAGAAAUUCAUGCGUUUUUGUUCUCUGGCAUUCUAUUAGAAAUAAAAUUGUUCUGUUCUCUCGCUCUCUGUCUCCCGUUCCCUCCCAUCCCUUCCUCCCUCCAUCCCUCCCUCUUACUUAACAGAAUAUGAGUUGGUUUUAGGAUAGUUUUAGCUAUAAUCUAAGAAAUUUAACCAGCCAUGGAAUAACUUUCGUUUUCCCGUCACCGAAGGGCUUUUGCUCACGUGUCUGCCUCCCCUCUGCAUCCUUCAUUAAGCCCCCGUGUGGUGGGCUUUUGUGGUAAAGUCUCCCACUUCUGCUGGAUUCUUCAAACAGCCGCUCUUCGUAAGGUGGGUGGUAGAGAUUCCUGCCAGCACUUGUCACAUUUUAAAUUUCUGUGUAACUUCACUAUCCAACCUUUUUCUUCCUUUCUUUCUCCCUCUUUUUCUUUCUUUCUUUCAUUCUUCCUUUUGUGUGUGUGUGUUUUUUUUCUUUCUGGUACAGGCAGCACAAAUAAAAUCUAAUAUUUUUAAAUUGUAUUUCUCUGAGUCUAAUAUCAAAUGACAUUAAUCACAGUUUAAUUUCUAGGGUUGCUUCUAGAUACAGUUGAAGUUUGGCUGGUUCUCGUUAGGAAACGGGCUUCAGUCUCACCCUGACAUUCUUUGGAAUCUGAUUCCCAGUGUUGGGUGCUUUCUCUAGACCAGACCAGUCACUGCCUAACACCAACCCGUACUGCCCCAGGGUCCCUGCUCUCGGCAUAGCAGGCGGCCUCUCAGAGCAGCUCUGCAGGUGACAGCUCUGAUCGCUCGGAGGGAUUUGUCUCCCUGGACGACCUCGACUCUGUGGAUUCUGGGGACGCAGAAUCAGGCAGUGCUGCGUGAAGACCCCGGGUCCCCAGACUCGGGUGUUUUCUUCCCCGAUUGUCUGACCUGCUCUAGGUCUGUUUCUGUGCUGGUGCCUCUGGAACUUACGGGGGGAUCUGAACCUUCCUGCUCUUUCAGGGACUUGUCACUAAGCCUGUCGAUUCUGACUAGAACUGGCAGUAAUCCUGGGGGAAAAGAUGGCUCCCUGUGUGUGGAGAGUGGACAGAGAGUCUAAAGGAACUGAGAGGGGUAAGCGGUGAGCGAAUGUGAGGGCUGCUAUGUGGAGAAGCCUCUGUGCCCAGGAACGGUCAGCCUGCGGGGUCAAUGAGAACCAGGGCUCUGGCCCCCUGAUUCAUGAGUGAUGUCAAAGAGAAAGGAAGUGAAUUCAGGAGAAAGUGGCCUUGUAAAGAAGGGACUCUGGUGCCUCCCAGCCCAGGGCUGUGGACGAUCCCAGGUGGAGACUAUGAUCAUCUCACACAGUCCUGUGUCUGAUCCCUGGGUCUUCCGGGAUCAACUGCCCAGAGAGCAGGCCAGGGUGCCUCUCUUUCCUCAUUUAUCUGCAAAAGGGUGAAGUUCAUGGGCAUCAAUGCCUGUGUGGUCAGAGUUCGCGCAGGUGUCCUUCAGAAUUAGUGAGUAAGUGAGUCAGAUGCCUUCAGAGUUAUGGACAAAUUUUCAGCCCAGGGGCUUCCUGAAAGGAUGUGUUAGUGUAACUGCAGAUCAAAGGAGAUUUUUUUUUUUUUUCGUGUACGAAGUCUGCGCUCAGCUAGUCAUUUUGUGUAAACACUCCCUUAAUGCACACUGGAGGUACAACUGCGAUGGUGUUUUCAUUUGCAAAUAUCCUGAUGUUCCUUUUUGACAUAUUCCUCACUUUCAGAAUCAAUCAUGAAUAUUUCCCCAACACUGUCAAACCACUUUCAGCAUUGACUUUGCCCCAAGGUCAUCAACCUUCUUCAGCCCCAGGAUGUCUUUUAUAUUUCAGUGGAAUUUUCUUGUGUGUGGCAUUUGGUGAUAACUACACUGAAUUCAGUCUUUCUGUUUUCAAAAGGUGACUCUGGGGCAUCUAUUCAGAGGCAACAGGUAUCAGUGGUUAAUGCCACGCGCCAAGUCUGCCUCUAGGGAUAUGUUCUCCACUUGGCAGGGCUGCACUUAAAUCCCACAACUCCAAUAAUCAUUGUCUGUGAAGGAGGGAAUUAAAAAACAAUCUUAUUUAAAAAAAUCUUAAAUCUAUUCAUAUGCAGACUGUUUCUCUGCUCUUAUUUUUAAAAUGAUACAAAAUGGAGUUCACAGAUUCAUUGGCUAUGCCCAGCGUUUUCAUUUCUUCUAACAUCUCUUAUUUCAUGGUAAUUUAUGUUGACAUGGUGAUGCAUGUUGACAUGACUUUACCAAGAUUUGAGUACCUCUGAUUACCUAUCUUUUUAACUAUUGUCAGACACUAGAAAGCCGUUUUGAGCCCCCUGCUUCUCUGAUCAAUGGGUGUGAAAUGGGAGAACACGGUAACAUUCAUUUUGGCCUGAUAAAUGUACAAAAGGGAAUGCCAAAUAUUUCACAGUAAAUUGCUGUGUAAGAUAAAAUAUACAGAGACCAGUGGCCAUAGUGGAAUUUAUUUCUGUUAUUCUCUCCUAUUGAAGUCAUUAAUAGUAAUUGAUUUAAAUAUAUUUUGUAACUCUACAAAUAUAGAACCAAUGCAUUCUCUUUCUCUAUUUUGAUAACCUGAUAAGACACAAAAUAAUAUAUUGCUUUCAUUCUUGCUUAUUUUUUCUUUGGAAAUUGAAAAGUAAUGAGCAAGAUAUAAAAUUGGACUAUUGGCAGAGAUUUUUUAUCAAAAUGACUAUUCCAUUCUCUUUUUUAUGGAUUUAUGUUAAAGAUGCAUUAUAGAUAUUUUUGGAGCAGAUGGAUCAAAGUGGGAGUUUUUUAAUGGUCAUAUAUUGCAUCAUCAAAAACUUAGUACAUGUUUCAGAAGCAUUAGGAAUGGAGACCUUUUCUCUUUUGAAAAUAUAUGUUCACACUGCAAAAUGUCUAAUAGCAUUAUCAAAACCAAAAUCAGAGCCUUACAUGAAUGUACUAUUCCCAAUGAAACCUGUCUCAUAUAGUACUUUUAAAAGAUUGUAUUAGUCCUGCCAUAGAAAAACAAAACAUUCAAGCUUAUUACCCAUCGUGUGUGUGUAUGCACACUUGGUUGCUUAGCCGUGUGUGACUCUUCGUGACCCCAUGGACUGUAGCCCGCCAGGUUCCUCUGUCCUUGGAAUUUCCUAGGAGAGAAUAUUGGAGUGGGUUGCCAUUUCCUUCUCCAGCGGAUCUUCUCAACAGAGGUCGAACCUAUAUCUCUUGUGUCUCUCUCCUGCAUUAGCAGGCAGAUUCUUUCCCACUGCACCACCUGUGAAGCCCCUUGUUACCCAUUACCCAAUACCACUUCUCAUUCAACCAAACUUGUUUCACUUUGCUGACAUGACAACAGUAGCUAGUCAAAGAUAUCAUAACACCUGAAAGGAGAAAAAUUGAAAUAGAAAAUCACUGUAUGGCAUUUCUUAAACAAACAUGUUGGGCAGGCAACAAAAUUCAGUCCACCUCUCCCAUAUCAGUCAGAAAUCUGAGGCCAGCCAUUCAAAGAUGAUCCUGUUCUUUCUCAGCUUUUUGGCAACUGAAUGCCAAAAAUGGCCCAAAUGUUAGCUGUUUAAAAUGGUCCCCGCGUUAUAUAAAUACAAGCUGGAAAGCAAAAUCUGGAUUCCAGAAGAUCCAAACUAUCAUCACUAAGAAAGAGCCUUGUUAGUAAGUGCAGGUAGUUUAAUUUCCUGUAGAGUGUUGCCAGUGCCUUGUUUCAGAUGAUGAUUUAUCAUUUUAUCUGGAUAUUUGUUCAAAGCAGAGGACUGAUUGGCUGUACUUUAAAGAAAAUCAUCAUAUGCCUCUUUGAUCUCAGGAGAGCAAGAAGCACAGCAUCAUCAGGUGUGAAUUCUGCCCCCACUGGGCUGUGGUGCCAGAGUGGGGUACCACGGUGUGUUCAGAAUUUAGGUGAACCCAGCCAUCCAGAAACUGACAUCACUUUAAUUUUACAUCUUCCAAGAACACUUGAGAGUUUGUUCUGUAGAAAGAACGUCAACGGGAUGCCUGUAGAAGUUAAAGGAUCUUGUCACUGUCCCUCUUCAGGCAAGUCUCUAUAGAUACAGGAAAAUCAGAUGGAGGCUCGUGAUGCCUGGCAGAUAUAGUGAGUGGAGUGACAACCACAUAGAAUAUUGCCUACUGUUGGUUUGAAGUCAAUGUCAAAAUUGCUUCAUAAGUUCACAAAGUUUUCUUCCUUAAUUUGAAUCAAGAAAACUUGCAGUGUUUUUUCUCUGUUAAAUUUGAUUCCUUCUCUCCCCUCAACCCAUACUGUGACUGUUGGCCAAAAUCAGACUUGAACUUCGGCACUUUGAAAGAAAGCACAGUGGGAACCUCCAACACAAGCCCCUACGUUCACCACCAAAACGCUACAUUGUUUGCAAAGAAAGUGCACAAGCUGGUCCAAUGUAAGAUUCUUCAAAAGUUUGUAAUUGAAAUUGUGUGUUAUGCCACUCGCAACUUUUGAAUAUGUUAUGAAAUGUUAAAUGCCUCAUUCCUUGUUAAUUUGCUGUUGCCAUUUUUGUGAUACAAAAUAAACUUAUUUGGGAUUGUU